Molecule: messenger RNA, 1089 nt
Organism: Neoarthrinium moseri
Lineage: Eukaryota; Fungi; Ascomycota; Sordariomycetes; Amphisphaeriales; Apiosporaceae
Exons: 1
Coding region: 1-1089 (362 amino acids)
Source: RefSeq, a predicted model, not a curated record
AUGCCUCCAAUCACCAGGGCUAUGGCGAAGGGGACUAAAGCCAAUAGCCUACCAGAUCCCAAGAAAUCAAGAGAUAGCAAGGUGACCAAGCCGAAGAAGUCGAAAGGAAAAUGGCGGCACGCGUCACUGAAGCCACGCAAAGGCAAGCCCAAUCCUUACCAUGUAGAGAUGCUCGAAGAGAUGCUCGAAGAAACGCUGCACAACACGAUCAGAGCUUCUCCGCCGGCGCACCACGUUGGAGGUUUGCCGCAACCCGCUGCCUUCCGGCGAGCCAAGAAUCCCGGCUCAAGCCCUCCACAAAAACACACCAAAGCCAAGAAGCCGUGGUUUACGCAGUUCGAGUUUGGAGGCUCUGCGCCAUCCGCCGCCUCUUGGCGAGACGGGUUCCGGGGUUUCAGCCCUCCACGAGUAGGCCGGAACACGCCACAGAAGCCGCUACCUUCGGAGUUCGAUUUUGGAGCUCCUCCGCCCAUGCCGGCCUCAGAGCUGUACGGUCACCUGCGAUUCAGCCCUUUACUAGGCCACAAGAAACCGCAAAAGUCGCAACCCACGGAGUUCGGCUUCAGCCAAUCCGAAUAUGUCCCCGCGCCUGCUGCUGACAAGGAAGAAGUCUCUGGCCUCCGUAAAGAAAUGAACAAAAUAUUUGAUUGUGCUAAGGCAGCCAUGGCGGAUGUGCUGACCACGCUUGAGUCACAGGCCUGUAACUGUGGAGAUGAGCACAUCAGCUUCGAUGACCUGGAGCGUCUCAUCCGCCGCUGUGACAAACGGUACGCCGGUGUCGAAAGACUGGCGCGUCUGGAGGCUCGUCAGCUCACAGCCACUGCUCUGCAGCGCCGCCACAGGCAAACCCACCGGCGAUUUGUCCUGACUAUGCGCCGGGAGGCGGAUCACCAGAAGCACGUGAAUAAGACCUUAUGUGAGUUGGCGGGUAGAAGUCUUUGGGUCGAGGAACAACUCAAGGCUGCCUCCGCGGGAUUCGACGAGGUGCGAGGCAGCCAACAGGUCAUGGGUCAGUACCUGGAGCAGUUCGCAAUUCGCAUCGCGGAUAUCGAAGCAUAUAUCAAGGGACACACGCAAUGGGGACUUUGA